AUGCCACCACAUCAGCAGAGAACCUCCUGGAAGGAGAGGCGUGAGCGCCGUCGGGCUACGUAUGAUCCGAAAAGAAAAUUCAAGGCUGAUAGAGAACGCUAUCGCCGGGGCAAACGCAGCUGUCUGACAAAACUUAAUAAUUUAUACUUGGAUGCGCUUGAGAACGAGAGGGAUUGCAAAAUUUACACUGUGAUUUUGAGCAAGCCAAAACGCCAACGCUCUAUACGGUACACAGUUUACAACUCCCACCCACAAGAAGAUUGGGUACCACAGGCGGAUGAAGUGGCAGAGCAUUGGCCAAAGGCGGAAAUAUGGAUACCUGACAACUUCAAGAAUGACAAGAAGCAGAUAGCUACCACCAUAACCCGGCGGCUGUACAACCUGUCAAAGCCACCAACACUAGAUCUCUCGACUACCCCAAUCCUUUGA
Messenger RNA from Aspergillus pseudonomiae, 429 nucleotides. RefSeq lists its product as uncharacterized. The transcript has 2 exons. The record is from RefSeq and is a predicted model, not a curated record. Bases 1 to 429 code for a protein of 142 amino acids. NCBI's taxonomy places the organism in Eukaryota, Fungi, Ascomycota, Eurotiomycetes, Eurotiales, Aspergillaceae.